This is a messenger RNA of Trematomus bernacchii (emerald rockcod), 1419 nucleotides long. Its product is annotated as zona pellucida sperm-binding protein 3-like. Gene Ontology annotation, molecular function: acrosin binding. Gene Ontology annotation, biological process: positive regulation of acrosome reaction; binding of sperm to zona pellucida; egg coat formation. Gene Ontology annotation, cellular component: extracellular matrix. The record is from RefSeq and is a predicted model, not a curated record. The transcript has 7 exons. The coding region runs from base 104 to 910 and encodes 268 amino acids. Lineage: Eukaryota; Metazoa; Chordata; Actinopteri; Perciformes; Nototheniidae.
UAUGGUUUAGAUUUCCUAAAUUAUCACUUGUUCUACUGGUAGUGUUGUGUUUGCUUACUUUGCUUUCCUUGCUUUCCUGUUUUGUUCUGAUUAAAGAGCCACAAUGGUGACGGCAGCUCGGCCAGGCUCUGUGGCACUGCUGACACUUUUUGCUUUUGGUUUUGCAGACGCCAUUCGAACUUUGAGAGAUGGACCAAUGAUCGAUGCUGAAGGAAGGGAAUAUAAAACUGCUGCAUUAGGGUUUGACACAGAAAAUCAAAUCAGUGAACCACAAUUCAAUGAGGGAUCCACUAUCAGUGUACAAUGCACAGAAGUGUCCAUAAUCAUUGCGGUAAAGGCUGACCUCUUUAAAAAUGGACGCCUUUUGUCUCCAUGGGAUUUUUUUUUGGGAGAAGUCAAGCAUUCACAGAGCAGUCAGUGUCGACCUGUUGCUGCUGGUGACUCUGAAUAUGUAUUUGAAGCUGGACUACAAGACUGUGGCUCCAAAGUGACUGGAAGUUGGGGGGGGGCAAGAGACAGACAUAGACGCCUGUUUAUCGACGGCUGUGUCGCCGCUCUGUCUCCUGACCCGAGAUCAGCCCCCAGAUACUACUUUAUCGAAAACCAUGGGUGCUUCAAUGAUGCCAAAGAGGAAGGAUCAAAUGCACUUUUCAAUCCCAGAACAAGAUCUUCUUCUCUUCAGCUGCAGCUCGAUGCCUUCCUGUUUCCCCAGGACACAAGGAACUCAAUUUUUAUCACUUGCCAGCUGAAAGCGACCUCUGAAAUGCGGAAGAGCAGCCCCGUCAACAAGGCCUGCAAUUAUAUAAAUUCAAGAUGGAUAAAUGUCGAUGGCAGUGAUGAUGUGUGUCGAUGUUGCGACGAUACAUGCUCCAGCAACUCUCCCACCGGUCAAACAACCUCGGAAGUCUGAUCCCUGAAGAUUUGGUGGCACGUGAAACUGUUACUCUGGGCCCUUUGAUGGUUUUGCCAUACAAGUAGGCGAAGCAUAACAAUCCAGACAAUAAAGGAUUCAAUAUUUGUCUAUCAAUCUCACCCUCCCUGACCAAACUUCAGCGUAAUACUUAUAGCUUAAUACUAGCAAAACGAUUAUUUUAAUGAUUGUUUAGUAAGGAAUGUUUAUACAACAUAAACAUUAAAGAAACAAUGAUGUUUAGUCUUUACUGUUAAUACCUAACAUGGCUCUAAACAAAGCCACACAACUGGUCUGAUGAAACAUCCCCGUAAAUAAAAACAGAUUACACUGUAUGAACAUUAAAUGUUGCUGUCAGGAUAGACAUGUAUCAGUGUUUGAAAGAGGAAAAUAAAAUGUGAAUUUCUCUUACCUUCAAAAAGCUGAAUGAAAAUAAGAAUGCAUGCCAAGCUCGUCUUCAUGGCCUUUUCACUUAUGAACUCACUAAUAAAUACUAAAGCUGACUCACA